ACCAAAGUGGAACUCAAAGACAGAGCGCCUGACAAAACCAAGACAGCCGCGGCUAAGAAUGUUGCAAAGGCACCAGCAAAAGAGAACAAAAAGCCUCUUGAAUUCAAGCUUCAUUCUGGCGACAGGGCAAUGAAACGUGCCAUGUUCAACUAUUCGGUUGCAACUAAUUACUAUAUCACAAAACUGCAGAAAAAACAAGAAGAGAGAUUGCAAAAGAUGAUCGAAGAGGAAGAGAUUCGUGUGCUAAGGAAAGAAAUGGUUCCAAAAGCUCAAUUGAUGCCUUUCUUCGACCGACCUUUCCUCCCACAAAGAUCGAGCAGACCAUUGACAAUGCCAAAGGAACCAAGUUUUGGAAACGUAAACAGCACUUGUUGGACUUGUGUCUUCAACAAUCAACACUAUCUCUACCAUUUUCACCAUGCUCAUGCUUAA
Molecule: messenger RNA, 432 nt
Organism: Arabis nemorensis
Lineage: Eukaryota; Viridiplantae; Streptophyta; Magnoliopsida; Brassicales; Brassicaceae
Source: the annotation of a GenBank genome assembly